Messenger RNA from Salpingoeca rosetta, 2187 nucleotides. RefSeq lists its product as uncharacterized. Bases 654 to 1754 code for a protein of 366 amino acids. The transcript has 2 exons. The record is from RefSeq and is a predicted model, not a curated record. Lineage: Eukaryota; Choanoflagellata; Craspedida; Salpingoecidae.
CGCGAACACAUCAAAUGCCCACAAAGCAGAGAGAACCAUCCCAUCCCACUCACUCACUCAAUCCCCCUUGCUUGCAUGUGUGUGUGUGUGUGUGGUUGACAGCAAUUGUUGCUUCAACUUGAAACCAGCACCAAUACGUGCUCGUUUUCCUGACAUUCAUCCGUCACCAACCAGCCAACCGUCUCGCUGGCUGACUGUUCUUUCUGUCUCGCUUGCUGGUUGCUUGCACCUCCCUGCACACAUCUACACACUGCUGCCCUUUCUUCUUCAUUUCUUCAUUUCAUCCAACCACUCCAACCUUCAAUGCAACAAAGCACCACACAGCUAUCUCCGACAACGGUUUCCCCUUUCUUUCAACACGUACACACACAGUCAUCAGUUACCCAGCGCGCCAAACCAUCCAUUCAUCAUCACACCACAUCCCAUCGAUCAACGUCCACCCACCAAUUCAUCCACCCAUCCAUCCAUUCAUUCAUUCAUCGACAUCGGCAUUGGCAUCAGCAUCAGCAUUGGCAUUGACGCCCAUACCAGCCAGCCCGUUUGCUUGCCACAUUCACAUUGUUGCCGUGUCGCGCACGUGUGACGGACAGACACAUCAAGAGCUGCAAGCCAGCUGAAGCAACCACAACAGACAGCACCAACAGAACACAAACAUGCGAAGCGUAUGGCUGUUCACCACAACCACCGCCGUUGUCGCCAGUGUGCUGAUUGCAUUGCUGACAGCUCCUUCCGCCGCUGCUCGCAACUACACGUGCUUCCGGACGUGUCCGCAGGGCAAUUUGAGCGCGUGCGACACGGCGCUGGACAGCCAGCACGAGAACUGGUACAUUGACGCCGCGCCAACAACCGCCUCCGUGCGCAUUGCGGGCGACUGGCAGCACGUGGAGGAUGAUGGUGCGUCGCUGCAGGUGACCUCGUCCUCUGCGUAUCUGGGCGGCUAUUUCCUCGACGACAGGGACCAGGACAAGGGCGAGAAGAGCGUCACCUUCACCAUGCGCGUGCCGCUGCCGGGCACCUACAAGGUCGUCCUGCUGCACCCGGCGAGCGACGUUGCUGCCAGCGCCGUGCCCGUCGGCAUCACCAGCUUCCAGGCCAACGACGUCGCCGUCGGCGUGGACCGCAAGGUUGACCAGCGCACACAGUCGCACCCAGACCUGGGCGGCACGUACCUGGGCACCUUCACCAACGUCUCCACCCACAUCGUCGUCGCCGUCACCACCACCAACACCCACGUUGAGACAGACAACUUCCUCGGCAACCACGUGCUUGUGGACGGCCUUCUGCUGCAGCCCACCGAGGUCGACGUGUGCGGUCUCCUCACCACCACCACUACCACAGCAGCAUCGCAGAGCACGGGUGGUGGUGCGUCCACGGCAGGAAGAACUUCAACAGCGGAGGCGACGGCGGCGCCCGCAACAACCACGCGGCCUGGCCUGACGGCCGGUGGCAGCGCGACGUUCAUUGAGUCUGACGCGUUCAUCAUCAUCGCCUGCGCUGCGGGCUUCCUCAUGGUGUGCGGGCUGAUUGUGCUGGUGGUGAUGUGGCGGGUCUCGCGCAACCGCAAUGCCGUCGACGACAACAAGGACAAGGACGGCGACAAGAAGGCGCAGGGGGAGGGCGCGGUGGUGGAGGUGGACGGAGAGCAGACGGGCGUCGUGCGCGCCGUCUCUGUUGCCAUCAUCGAUGAUGAGUUCCUGGACCAGGGCGCCAUCUGGGAGUGGGAUCGCGUCGACUGCAAGGACUCAAAGGCGUGAUGUCGCCGCAGGGGUUUGAGUUGGGGAGACGAAAGACGGGAGUGUUCACUGGGUGGAUUUUGGUGGUGGUGGUAGUGGUGGUGGUGGUGGUGAUGGUUAUGGGUGUUGGGUGGUUGUUGAUGGUAGUGCGUGACAGUGGGUGAUACUUGCUGUUCUGCUUUGAUUUGAUUUUUAAUUGACCCUGUCUGUACAUCACAUUACAUUACAUGACAUGCAUGCACGUGUCGUACUUCUGCUUCUGUUAGUCUGUAGAUGCGGUACAUUCAUCAGAGAACGCGUGUUGCUGUUUUAUUUCAGGUGUGAUGCAUGUCUUCUUUCUCCGAUAGAUCUUGUUCCCGCAGCACCAUGGCGUUGCGUGUGUAUGCGGUGGAUGGCACUGAAUGAACGAAACACACACAAGCAAGCGAAAGCAAGCCAAGCAAAAGUCGAAACA